Molecule: messenger RNA, 444 nt
Organism: Haemonchus placei
Lineage: Eukaryota; Metazoa; Nematoda; Chromadorea; Rhabditida; Trichostrongylidae
Source: the annotation of a GenBank genome assembly
GUUGUCGAUCUUGAAUCAAAGUUGGGUCGCUCUGUUGUGAUAAACAAAACUACACCUGCAGCUGAAACUGGUGGUUACUACUGCGAUGUCUGUGAUUGUGUAGUUAAAGAUUCGAUUAACUUCCUUGAUCACAUAAAUGGCAAAAAUCACCAGAGGAAUAUGGGAAUGUCAAUGAAAGUGAAGCGAAGCACGUUGGAUGAUGUCAAGGAACGGUUCAAACUCAAAUUAGCUGAAAAGGAAUACGAAAAGAAACAAAAAAAUAUGGAAGAGAUAUUAGGAGAUGUAUAUGAAGAAGAAGCCAAAAUGAACGAUUACAAAAAGGAGAAGAAAGCUGAACAACGCAAACGAAAGCUGAUAGAAUCACUACCCGAGGAGGAAGAACUGGAUCCUGAGCUUAAAGCCAUGAUGGGUUUUGGUGGUUUUGGGACUUCGAAAAAGAAGUAG